GACCCGGCUUGUCUAUGAUGUAAACAUUCGUCCUGCUCAUCCCGCAUCCUGCUUUGCGAGUGUAACUUGUGUAACGUACCCAUAUACAUAUCUGUCUAGUUUCUAUAACAAGCUCAUUGCCUGAGAUGUUUUCUGCAUUCAAGAGGGCCAUCCCGCAGGUGUCGAUCUUUCAUAAUCCUGCUUCACCUCCUUCCCAAGCUGCGCUGCGCCUUCUGAACUCUGCACUCUCUUCACCAUACCCAGCGUCAUCGGGUAAACCCCUGGUAUUCAACCUUGAGGUCGUUGAAAAUAAACCUCCGACUUCUGACCAGCUUCGUGUAAUCUUAUCCUACGUUCAUCCCGAAUCCACCCCCACACCAGAAUCUCCUGAAGUUUUCCUAUCUUCGCAUCCUGCGAGCGAUGUUCGACCGAACAACCUGCAGGACGUUGUCAAUCUUGCUCAAACGAAUAAGAACAUCUUGAAAUGGCCCAUAGUUGUAGACUGGGAUGAUGGAAAAGCUGCUGUCGGUGAUGUAGAAGGCGUAAAGUCGAUCCUGGAGCAAUUGAGGAAGAAGCGCGACGGUGAAGCCAAAGAAGCGGACGUGGAACACAAACCAAAAGGCUGGUUUUCGUAAAGCAUGUGAGUUCGUGUAUAAUAUGUGUAUAUCAAUAUAUCGGAAAUCUACAAGUAGCGAGUCAACAGUUUUAAUGUC
Somion occarium is the source of this 692-nucleotide messenger RNA. The record is from the annotation of a GenBank genome assembly. Lineage: Eukaryota; Fungi; Basidiomycota; Agaricomycetes; Polyporales; Cerrenaceae.